UGGCGCUUGUUGCUGCGAGUGCUAAUGACGACAUUUCGUCGAUUUUGUCGCAUCUGUCUGCAUUUUCGCUUUUGUGUUUACAUGAUGGAAGUGAGAUUUCUCGUGUGACUGGCGUGAUCGCAAGGGAACUUAAUCGUCAUGUAUCAAGACAUGACAUCAGAUAUGUCUCCGGAGAGCACAAUGCUGGAGUGCAAGAUCCAGAAAAUGGAACUUGGAAAGUCUCAACAUAGCUUAGUUGAACGUCCUCCGUACAGAAGUCAAGUCCACACUCAAAAAGCGUUCGAAACACUCAACAUACUUAGGAAGCAAAGUCUACUAUGCGACGUUACACUAGUCGCUGGCAGUACAGUGGUUUCUGCUCACAAAACUGUUUUGGCGUCCUGCAGCCCGUACUUCUACGCGAUGUUUACUAGCUUUACUGAAAGUCGUGCCAGUAAGAUUACUUUACAAGGCCUUGACGGCACAGCGCUGUCCUUGCUCAUUGACUAUGUCUACUCUGCGGAAAUUCAAGUUACCGAAGAAAAUGUACAGGUCCUCCUACCUGCUGCGAAUCUCCUACAGCUAAAUGACGUUCGAGAUGCUUGCUGCGAAUUUCUCCAAGCUCAACUGCACCCAUCAAAUUGCUUAGGCAUCCGAGCUUUUGCAGAUUUACACGGAUGUCUUGAUCUACUGACGCAGUGCGAUUCUUAUAUUGAGCAGCAUUUUGUUGAAGUGACUGAAAAUGAAGAAUUCCUAGCCCUUUCUGCGAGUCAGGUCUCACGCUUGAUUUCAAGUGACAGGCUCUCCGUUCCUUCAGAAGAACAGGUGUUCGAAGCGGUGAUGAACUGGGUGAACCAUGACCUUCCAAAUCGAGAGGAACAGCUGGGUUCCCUAAUGGAACAUGUCCGGCUGCCCCUGCUGUCCCAGGAGUACCUGGUGCAGCGAGUGGAAGAGGAACCAUUGCUCAAGUCAAACCACCUCUGCAAGGACUUCCUCAUUGAGGCUAUGAAAUACCACCUCUUGAAGGCAGAGCAGAAAAUCUUGUACGAAACGCCACGGACCAAGCCACGGACACCUGUUGGAAGGCCAAAGAUGCUUUUGGUAGUCGGAGGACAGGCUCCGAAGGCUAUCCGCAGCGUCGAGUGCUACGACCUCAAGAAAGAACGCUGGUACCAGCUGGCAGAGCUUCCGACUCGACGGUGCCGCGCAGGACUGGCUGUCGUGGACGGAUUAGUUUUUGCUGUUGGCGGAUUUAACGGCUCCCUGCGUGUCCGAACUGUUGACGCUUACGAUGCGGCUAGAGAUCAGUGGACGCAAGCCCCUAGCAUGGAGGCUCGCAGAAGCACGCUGGGCGUAGCUGUCCUCAAUGGGACUAUCUACGCUGUCGGAGGUUUUGAUGGGUCCACAGGCCUCAAUAGUGCCGAGUGUUACGAUCCCCGUGCCGAAGAAUGGAAGACAGUAGCAUCGAUGAGCAUUCGCCGAAGCUCCGUUGGCGUUGGAGUGCUCAGUGGGUUGCUGUAUGCAGUUGGGGGGUACGACGGUGCGUCACGACAGUGCCUCAGUUCGGUGGAGUGCUACAAUCCUGUCACCGAUACUUGGUCUCCUGUAGCUGAAAUGUGUUCACGUCGAAGUGGGGCCGGCGUCGGGGUCCUCGACAGCGUGCUCUACGCAGUGGGCGGCCACGACGGACCUCUAGUCCGCAAGAGCGUGGAGUGCUACGAUCCGGAGUCCAACUCUUGGUCGCAAGUUCCAGACAUGACUCUUGCCCGUCGCAACGCCGGCGUUAUGGCCAUGGACGGACUGCUUUACGUGGUGGGAGGCGACGACGGAUCGUCUAACCUGGCCUCAGUCGAAGUUUACAAUCCAAAAACGAGAGUGUGGAAUAUGCUACCGACGUUCAUGACCAUAGGCCGCAGCUAUGCUGGUGUGGCCAUUAUUGACAAGCCCAUUUAAUUCUAUCCAGUCCUCAAUACCCCCACAGCACAGCUUUCUUUUACUACCAUAAUUUGACGACAUGUACAGUUGCUGACCAAUUUUUCGGACUUGUUAAAGACGAAGGAAAGAAAUUGGUCAAAAUUUUCAGUCAGAAGCAGGCGUUCAGUUUUCCUCCAAAUACCUGAUGCGCAAUGGGUCCAAAUAUCUGUGUGCUGGCAUUUGCUUAGCAGCAUGUGUGUUGGCCAGGUGUCACAAAAGGUAUCUUUUAGUUUCGUGUUACUACCAUACAUAAUGAAAGGACUCAGUGACAUCGCAGGGGGUUGUCUCAGUAGCAAAUAUCUAUCUCUAUAUUGGAUACAAUAGGCUUUAUAACCCAUUUAUCAUACGUUUGUAAGGCAGCAGCCGAGAGUAUGUGCUUGCUCCCCCUCCCCCUCAUGCAUGUGUUGCACAUGUACAUUUGAUGUGAUGUAGAUAGCUUCAUGGGCAAUGAUGUCCUCACUUGCAAGGUAAUCUAAGAAUCAAGCAAUAGUGAACCAAUACGCAUAAAAAAAUAAUUGAGCAGUUCCUGAAAAAAAAAAAAGAGUUAAAAAUAUGGGACAUGAUAAAGAUUCUGUGCACUACAUAAGUUGGAACUAAUGAACUUAUAAAAAUAUUUUAUUGCUGAACAAAACACAUGAGUUGUGACUAUUAUUGCUUCUUUGGUGUACAACUACAAACCUGAAUGCAAGUUUAUUUACCAUAUGCUGCUUCAUAUAGGAUGGCUAGCAAUAAUCAAGGAUACCACAUUCCAAAAAUCCAACUAUACAUUUAUUUUUUUGAAUAACUAAGGUGUCUCGAAUACCGAACUUCAGUGCCCCGCAAAAAUUGAUGACAUUGUAAUGUGCAGAGGAUAGAACGAGGACAGUACUAUGGGUUUCGUAGCAAUGAAAGGUCAGCUGUUUCAACAGCUGAGUUGUGAAUUAAUGGCGUGCACAGCUGCCAUUAGUGAGUGACUCAGUAUGUCAUUAUCAUAUUUGAAGGUCAGUCAUGCCACUGAACAUUGAAGAGAACAAGGUUGUAGCAUCUGGCAUGUUACUACUAAAAAUGAUACUGUACAGAGUAAGGUAUGUGAUUAGUUUACGGUACAUACUAAACAGGGUUUCUGAAGUCAUUCUUUGUUGUGGCAGCGUAUGUAUUUCAUAUUUUCUUUUUCCUGUAUCUGGGUGAUAUGUCCUGUCCACGUGUAGGUCAUCUCUUGCUCUGAUGUGUAUGUGGGGUAAAAGUUGUACACUACUGCUUGGUAUUUUGGCAUUCAUUACUCUUUGGAAUCCAAGCCUGUGCAGACCAGUAGGUCGCAUUUAUCUGGGGCUUUCAUAUGUUUAAUAUCGUACAGGUUCCGUGAUGUCGUAGUUUAUUUCCAUCGAGAUUGGGACUGAGUAUUCUCGCACCAGCCAUCUACAGGUUUUCCCUGCAAUUUUAAUCCAAGUGCCAGCUAAAUUAAUCCACGUGCCAUGCAAACUUUAUGGGGCAUGGAUUAGUUCAGCUGGCACUUGGAUUGAAAUUGCCGGGAAAACCUGUAGAUGCGUGGUAAACACAACACCUUGGCAUAUAACGUUUUGUAGACGUUAGUAACCUUUUGCGACAUUUUAGAGAUACUGUGUACAGUACAUGGCACCUCUGACAUGAGUACGUAAUAAGGGCAUAUGGUUCCUCCUGUUGUGUUCAAGCAGAUAUUUCAUUGCAGGAGAGCUUGAAUCUCGUGGAUCAAGCUGAUGUAAUUAAACUCUGCUAUUAGCUGCUUCCUUUCAAUAUUGUACCACCAAGAAAACACAAAUUGCCGAUGUUGUACAUGUACACUACCGUGAUGUGAACAAAGCGUGUGUGCUUGCAUGCUCUGUCAUUUACUUCCUCGCAAAGGAACAUAACCUGUGCCACAGAACGACUGCCUGUAACAACAAGUGGUAUGACGUGUUGGUGCUUCUCAUGUAUUACAAGAGCAAGAACCAUAUCAGAAUUCAGCGCCUUGCUGAAUUUUUCAUCUAUCUCGCCAUUCACACAUUCCUGUGUGAAUUCCUGCGUGUGUGUGUUUUUGCCUGUGUUAAUAAGUCAGAGCCAUUCCAGCUGAAAUGUGUUAUAGUUGCAAAGACCACCAUUACUCGAACAUCUUGUUAUGCCAGUGACAUCAUGUGUAGCAGCUCGUAAUUUUGUGUAUCAAUGCAACACUGCAAAGCUUGCCAAGUGCUGGAUGUGUUCCUUUCAGCUCAAUUAGUGUUCUUGUUAUGUAUAUUUCCUGCUGCUCCUGCCAAUAUUGUAAAUACCUGUAUGUGAGAUCUCAAACAAUGAUGAAAGGGGAAGUUAGGCAGCUUUGGAAUUGUUUGGGAAUAAAGGUUUCUCUUUGGCAAA
This is a messenger RNA of Ornithodoros turicata, 4296 nucleotides long. RefSeq names its product kelch-like protein 2 (gene kel). The coding region runs from base 139 to 1932 and encodes 597 amino acids. The record is from RefSeq and is a predicted model, not a curated record. NCBI's taxonomy places the organism in Eukaryota, Metazoa, Arthropoda, Arachnida, Ixodida, Argasidae. Gene Ontology annotation, molecular function: protein binding. The transcript is spliced from 10 exons.